Striga hermonthica is the source of this 825-nucleotide messenger RNA. The record is from the annotation of a GenBank genome assembly. NCBI's taxonomy places the organism in Eukaryota, Viridiplantae, Streptophyta, Magnoliopsida, Lamiales, Orobanchaceae.
AUGAAAUCCAGUUUUCUUGUGAUAGAUGGAUGUAGAUACGUUGGAGGAGUGACCCCUGGAAAAGGUGGAACAGAGCACUUGGGCCUUCCUGUUUUCAACUCUGUUGCCGAAGCAAAAGCGGAAACAAAGGCCAAUGCCUCAGUCAUUUAUGUUCCGCCACCUUUUGCUGCUAAAGCCAUCAUGGAGUCAAUGGAGGCCGAACUAGAUUUGGUCGUUUGCAUCACAGAGGGAAUACCACAACAUGACAUGGUUCGGGUGAAGGCUGCUCUUAAUAAGCAGUCAAAAACUCUGCUAAUUGGACCAAAUUGUCCUGGCAUUAUCAAGCCAGGGGAGUGUAAAAUUGGAAUUAUGCCUGGAUACAUUCACAAACCAGGACGUAUUGGGAUUGUUUCUCGAUCGGGCACAUUGACUUAUGAAGCGGUAUUCCAAACAACUGCUGUUGGCCUUGGGCAGUCAACAUGUGUGGGAAUUGGUGGAGAUCCUUUUAACGGAACAAAUUUUGUUGAUUGCAUAGAAAAGUUUCUUGUGGAUCCCCAGACAGAAGGCAUCAUCCUAAUUGGUGAGAUUGGUGGUACAGCAGAGGAAGACGCUGCAGCCCUUAUAAAGGAAAGUGGGACCAACAAGCCUAUUGUCGCUUUUAUUGCUGGACUCACCGCUCCACCAGGUCGAAGAAUGGGUCACGCAGGAGCUAUUGUAUCCGGAGGAAAGGGCACGGCACAAGACAAAAUUAAGACCCUGAGAGAAGCUGGGGUUACUGUAGUCGAGUCCCCUGCGAAAAUAGGAACUGCAAUGCUCGAAGUCUUCAAACAGAGGGGGCUGGUUUGA